Messenger RNA from Polyodon spathula (Mississippi paddlefish), 2111 nucleotides. Its product is annotated as tubulin beta-5 chain. Gene Ontology annotation, biological process: microtubule cytoskeleton organization; mitotic cell cycle. Lineage: Eukaryota; Metazoa; Chordata; Actinopteri; Acipenseriformes; Polyodontidae. Gene Ontology annotation, cellular component: cytoplasm; microtubule. Gene Ontology annotation, molecular function: GTP binding; structural constituent of cytoskeleton; GTPase activity. The transcript is spliced from 4 exons. The record is from RefSeq and is a predicted model, not a curated record. Bases 180 to 1517 code for a protein of 445 amino acids.
UGUGGUGUCGUUCGCAGACAGACCCUGCCCUGUGUAGGCUGGCUAGACUAGGCACGGGUGUACAAUUACAUCUCGUCGUGUUCCUCGGACAGUGCUGUUAAACUUCAGAAGUGGGGAGUCCACGGACAGUCGGUGACCGUUUCUCAACAAAUCGACAGAUCAACCAGCAGACCGGCACUAUGAGGGAAAUAGUUCACAUACAAGCAGGCCAAUGUGGUAACCAAAUUGGAACCAAGUUUUGGGAAGUGAUCAGUGAUGAACAUGGCAUCGACCCAGCAGGAAACUAUGUCGGCGACUCAACUCUGCAGCUGGAGAGGAUAAACGUUUACUAUAACGAGGCAUCCUCCCAGAAGUACGUUCCACGAGCAGUUCUGAUUGAUCUGGAGCCUGGCACGAUGGAUAGUGUUCGAUCAGGGCCUUUUGGUCAACUUUUCAGACCUGAUAACUUAAUUUUUGGACAAACAGGUGCAGGGAACAACUGGGCAAAAGGCCAUUAUACCGAAGGGGCCGAGCUGGUGGACUCUGUGCUGGAUGUGGUGAGGAAAGAAUGCGAGCACUGUGACUGUCUGCAGGGGUUUCAGCUCACUCACUCCCUAGGAGGAGGCACAGGCUCUGGAAUGGGAACACUACUCAUCAGCAAAAUCCGAGAGGAGUAUCCCGACAGGAUUAUGAAUACCUUCAGCGUCAUGCCUUCUCCAAAAGUGUCAGACACUGUAGUUGAACCUUACAAUGCCACCUUGUCCGUCCAUCAGCUGGUUGAGAAUACUGAUGAAACAUACUGCAUCGACAACGAGGCCCUUUACGACAUAUGCUUUCGCACACUCAAGCUCACCACUCCCACGUAUGGGGACCUGAACCACUUGGUGUCAUCGACAAUGAGUGGGGUCACCACCUCCCUGAGAUUCCCAGGACAGCUCAACGCUGAUCUACGGAAGCUAGCUGUCAACAUGGUGCCAUUCCCUCGCCUGCAUUUCUUCAUGCCUGGUUUCGCACCGCUCACAGCCCGUGGCAGCCAGCAGUACCGUGCUCUCACAGUCCCCGAGCUGACACAGCAAAUGUUUGACGCCAAGAACAUGAUGGCUGCCUGCGACCCAAGGCACGGGCGCUACCUAACAGUGGCCACCGUCUUCCGGGGUCCCAUGUCGAUGAAGGAGGUGGACGAGCAGAUGCUGGCUGUCCAGAACAAGAACAGUAGUUACUUUGUGGAGUGGAUUCCAAAUAAUGUCAAGGUGGCAGUGUGCGACAUUCCUCCCCAAGGCCUCAAGAUGGCUUCCACGUUCAUAGGCAACAGCACCGCUAUUCAGGAGCUGUUCAAGCGAAUCUCAGAGCAGUUUUCUGCCAUGUUCAGGAGAAAGGCUUUCCUCCACUGGUUCACUGGGGAAGGGAUGGAUGAGAUGGAGUUUACAGAGGCAGAAAGCAACAUGAACGACCUUGUCUCUGAGUACCAGCAGUACCAGGAGGCCACAGCUGAUGGAGAGGAGACAUUCGAGGAGGAAGAGGAAGAAGUGAAUGAAUAAACAAAACAAUCAUUAAUUUCCAAUAUUCUGAAUUUUCAUUUGUAUACCUUUCUCAGUGUUUAUUUACAGUAAUUAGAUUCCUACAUACGGGUUUAGUCUAGUAAUGUAGGUGAAUGUGAAGAAAACUUUCACAGCUCGUCAUAUAACUGAAUCACUAAUAUGCCUUUUGGGCAAGUACAGUUACGGUUCAGGUAUUAGAACUUUAUAUUACUGCACAAUUUUAUGAAUGCAGAGAUUCUGAUUUAGUAUUUAGAAUUACAUUUGGUAAGAAUAAGGCUCUUUUAAUAUUGCAGUGCUGAAGUUGUGUUAGGGAAAAAUAAAAUAAAAAUACUAUGUAUGAGAUUUACUGUUUAGUUUAUUAUUUCACAUUAGCUCAAUUUUUGGGGGGGCUAAAGAGCAAUUCCAUAGAAUCUUUGGCUUGAAUUUACUUACACUGGCUUUAAUUAGUCUUGGGAGAAAAUAUCUCCAAGGACUAAAAUAAACCUGGUAUCCCAUCAAAUGUAUGAAAGGUAGUAAACCCACCCCUCGCUAUACUGCGGAUUCAGAUAUAUAGCAGUCCUGGAGUUGGCUCCCCGUUUUUACUAACUGCAUGUG